Messenger RNA from Suillus clintonianus, 992 nucleotides. RefSeq lists its product as uncharacterized. NCBI's taxonomy places the organism in Eukaryota, Fungi, Basidiomycota, Agaricomycetes, Boletales, Suillaceae. The transcript is spliced from 6 exons. The record is from RefSeq and is a predicted model, not a curated record. Bases 331 to 846 code for a protein of 171 amino acids.
GCUGACCGUUCGGGUUGGACCCACAUAACACAAAUAUCAUACGUGGUACCAUGACAAUGAUACUUCCUUGCAUCACGGGCAGUGACUGCUUCACUGGAAUCAUCAUAUAGCACUCAAGUGCCGUUAACGUCUACUCAGCCAUUGAUACAGAUUCUGAAGAACAGUAGGACCUGGCAAAAAUUCCUUGAAGAGAAUAGGAAAAGCCAUUCAAGUUGCACAGCCAGUUGGCAACACCGUGGCACCCGGCGCGUUACACGGUAUCCACGCCCUGCACACUCUAAGUUGCGGCAUAGUAGGCUGCAGCGCUACCAUUAUUUCGCAUCAUACGAUAUGGCUCGCGACUUUCCAGCAUUGCCAGGUUUUUACCGGACCCUCUUCUUGUACAUUGAACCGGUGUCGACCGUAUCACCUGCCAUCUUGGCAUGGUUCUUUCCAGGCGCCUCCUGGUUCCACCAUGAGCUAAUACCAACUACAACUGCUGCUUCCGGUCCGCUAGAUGCUAGGACUACGAUGGCUAUUUGGCAACUGGGAAACUGCUACCUUCUCCUGGGUUUGAUUUCGUCUCUGGUCUUCAGAGCUAUUCGAGAUGCUCUUCCGAACAAUCCGGAGGCUCAGGAGCGCAUACUUGGAGCAAGUUUCACUGCGCUCGCGCUGGCAGACGUGACACAUAUUGCUGCUUCAUUUAUCGGCCUCCCCGACGAGCUCAAGUACUCCCUUGACAAGUGGAAUCCCAUGACCCAUGGCAACAUCACAUUUGUGGUCUUCCUCUUGAGCGUAAGACUUGCCUGGUUCGCGGGAAUCGGUCGUACUUCCUAUUACUACGGGAAACGGGCCAAGGUGGACUGAGCAUUUAAAUUGCUUCUUACGAUAGUAGGACGCUAGUUCACGUUAGACACAAAUUGUAUGUGUGAGUACUGUGAGAUGUACAAACCCAGUUCUACUGUAAACGUCCCAGAAUGGUGCAGUGCAAAUACAAUAUAAGUAGAUCCCAG